This is a messenger RNA of Impatiens glandulifera, 795 nucleotides long. Its product is annotated as leucine-rich repeat extensin-like protein 3. The record is from RefSeq and is a predicted model, not a curated record. The transcript has a single exon. Bases 112 to 690 code for a protein of 192 amino acids. NCBI's taxonomy places the organism in Eukaryota, Viridiplantae, Streptophyta, Magnoliopsida, Ericales, Balsaminaceae.
CACAUUAUAUGAAGUUGAGACUUUGAAUGAAAUAUGAGUUUUGACAUGAUUUCAUCUUCUCCUCUCCUCCUGCAACUCACUCAAUUACUCUUUUAGUUACCAAUCUAUAUCAUGUCUUCUUCUUUCAACUACUUAUGUCUUGUUUUCCUUUGCCAAUAUGCUUUCUUAUUGUCUCCUCUCAUGGUUUCUUCAAGUCAAGAUGCCAAUUGUUUUGGCUUCUUCUCUGAUUUGUGUCACAAAAUCUUUGAUCAUCCAAUAAUUCAUCAUCAUCAUCAUCUCAUACAUGAGAUCCCUCACUUUGGUUAUCAUAAACCACCACCAACGCUUCCUCCACCUGUUUAUUCACCACCACCGCCGCCGCCAACCUACUCACCUCGUCCCAACCCACCACCACCACCAAUCUAUUCACCUCGUCCCUACCCACCACCACCACCACCAACCUAUUCACCUCGUCCCCACCCAUUAUCACCACCACCACCAAUUUAUUCCCCUCCUCCUGUUCAUCAUAAACCUCCACCAACCUAUUCACCUCGUCCCAACCCACCACCACCAAUUUAUUCCCAUCCACCUACUCAUCAUCAACCUCCACCAACCUAUUCACCUCGUCCCCCACACAAACCACCCGUACAUCAAGUGCCACCUCCCCCAACACCAUCAUAUAUCUUCCCUCCCCCAACACCGUAUGCAUAAAAUAAGCUCCCCGUAUUUAUAAGGAAACAAUACAUUGUAGUUGAAUUGUGGUUACAACAACUAAAGGGAGCUAAUAAUAUAUAAUAUAUUUGAAUAAACUUCUCU